Molecule: messenger RNA, 764 nt
Organism: Cyprinodon variegatus (sheepshead minnow)
Lineage: Eukaryota; Metazoa; Chordata; Actinopteri; Cyprinodontiformes; Cyprinodontidae
Gene: nudcd2
Product: NudC domain containing 2
Exons: 4
Coding region: 112-585 (157 amino acids)
Biological process (GO): protein folding
Cellular component (GO): cytoplasm
Source: RefSeq, a predicted model, not a curated record
CCGAAGAAGAAGUGAAAGUUUGUUGUCAUUCCGGAUAAAUCGAGCCGCUGGGUGAGCAUCUUAAACCUGCUAGUAACUGUUAAACAUUUUAAGGCGGGUGGAGGCAGCAGUAUGUCGGUUCACUUUGAGGAGAGGAGCGGGGUUGUCCCCUGUAAGACACCGUGGGGGUCCUGGUACCAGACCAUGGAGGAGGUCUUCAUCGAGGUCCAUGUGCCUCCUGGGACUUCAGCUAAAGAGGUGAAGUGUCGCUUAGGAAGCAGGGAUAUCGAGCUGCAGGUCAGAGGGCAGGAGGUAUUUAAGGGAAGGCUGUACGACACGACCGUGUCUGACGAGGCUACGUGGACGUUGGAGGACAAAUGUCUCAUUCAGAUCGUCCUGAUGAAGACCAACAGAGAGGCGGGGAACUGCUGGUCCUCGCUGCUGGAGGGCGAGUACUGUGCGAACGCCUGGGUCCAGGACCAGAUGCAGAGAAAGCUGACACUGGAGAGGUUCCAGAGAGAGAAUCCUGGAUUUGACUUCAGUGGCGCAGAGAUUUCUGGAAACUUUGCUGGUGGGGGUCCAGACUUUUCCAGUUUACAAAAGUGACCGUCUCCUCCCUCAACUCACAGCAGUGGAUAGAGAAGUUUCCUUGAGGAAAACGAUGGAGUCUUUUCAAGACGGACAUAUUUACCACACUGCCUAGAUGUUGUUGACCGUAGAGACUCUUCCACAGGAACUUGUUUUUCUGGACAACGCUGCUCUUUAUACAAGACUAAAGGGACUAU